ACCAAUUGUGUUUUUUUCCUCUGUGAAACAAAAAAACAACAACCCAAGGAUCGCAAAUCGCAAAACAUAACAAAAUUGUUUACAAUGUGGUAGAGAGCAAACAAAUUUUUAAAUUAAACAUGUUUUUAUAUGUUAAAAUUUAUUAUGGACCAUGUGAAGAUUUUUACACACUAUCACAUAAACCCCAAAAAUUAUUGGGUUUAAGAGAUCAGCUCCUUAAACUUGGCUAUCGUGUUGACUUGGUACCAGUGGAGUUCAGGAACUACUGCGUCUUGGAGAUGUGUGGCUAUGAGAUAUUCCGCUGCAACAUCUCCAACCUGUCGUUCAACACGUCCUGCGCGCCGGACCCGGUGUGCGCCCGCGCAGUCGCCGCCGUGGAGAGCGCCUCGCUCCGGCUGCAGCGUGCCAACACUUACUUGUGGCUACGGGACUAUCUAGCUGAGGAGAUCUUCUUACGAAACCAACUCGGGCCCAAAGCGCACUGGCUCCCCAAAGUGGAACCCUCAACCAAGCCAGCAUCCGUCCAAGAUUGCAUCAAGUGCUGCAGGAUAUUAACUUCUAAAAACAAAUGCAAUUAACUCUAAAAUUUAGCGUCAAAUCCUGAAAUAAAGUCCAACGGUGAGCUUUAAUAAAACAAGUAUUAUUUUUAGUCAUUAUAUUGAAGUUACAAGGCUCAAGAAUUCAGUCCGGAGACUAAUUAUAAUUAUUUACUUGUCUUGUUUCAGUCGCAAUAUAAUAAUAAGUUUGUUUGCUGUGGACUCGCUGUAUUGUAACUAUUUUAAGGCAUUGUCGUAAUAUAAUAACCCUCCUUACGGGCAGUUGGGUAACAACUAAACAUGGUGCUAAACGAAGGUACAGCCUUAGUUCUCCUGUGAAUCCUCACCAAAUCUAAAGCUGUUUAACAGAAUACAAUUUUCGUUUCUCUAUGAAU
Molecule: messenger RNA, 931 nt
Organism: Plutella xylostella (diamondback moth)
Lineage: Eukaryota; Metazoa; Arthropoda; Insecta; Lepidoptera; Plutellidae
Product: UPF0728 protein v1g117062
Source: RefSeq, a predicted model, not a curated record